AUGCAGACUGCUUCUACAAACAUUUGUGAGAGACUGUGCAAUAAGUCCAUCUGUGAAUUUUCAUUGCUACUAAAUAUUCCACGGUCAACUGUUAGUGGUAUUAUAACAAAGUGGAAGCAACUGGGAACAACAGCAACUCAGCCAUGAAGUGAUAGAUUACAUAAAAUGACAGAGCAGGGUCAGAGCAUGCUGAAUCGCACAGUACGCAAACGUCACCAACUGUCUGCAGAGUCAAUAGCUAAAGACCUUCAAAUUUCAUGUGGCCUUCAGAUUAGCAUAACAGCAGUGCGUAGAGAGCUUCAUGGAAUGGGUCUCCAUAAACGAGCAGCUGCAUGCAAGCCUUACAUCACCAAGUGCAAUGCAAAGCGUCAGAUGCAAUGAUGUAAAGCACUCCACCACUGGAGGAUAG
Molecule: messenger RNA, 409 nt
Organism: Staurois parvus
Lineage: Eukaryota; Metazoa; Chordata; Amphibia; Anura; Ranidae
Source: the annotation of a GenBank genome assembly